Molecule: messenger RNA, 2650 nt
Organism: Hypanus sabinus (Atlantic stingray)
Lineage: Eukaryota; Metazoa; Chordata; Chondrichthyes; Myliobatiformes; Dasyatidae
Exons: 1
Coding region: 348-1223 (291 amino acids)
Molecular function (GO): protein binding
Source: RefSeq, a predicted model, not a curated record
AGGGCGAGCCACAAGAGCGCGCAGCGCGCAUCCGCCGCCACUGACAGCAGUCCAGCAGAUGCUGAGAAGUGCAGCCUGUCCGCCUUCGCCGCUGGUGUUUGUCAUGACCGUCCGCUUCAAUGCGUCUCCCUGAAGCUGCGCCGAACACAGCACAGGGAGGCAAAGGAGGAGGGAAGGUUGCCCGACGAAAUCCAGAUCCAAGGGGGCUGCGCUGGAGACGCUGCACCGUCGCAAAUGUCGCUGCGAAAAUGCGCUGGCCAGAUUUCUCCCCCGCGUGUGUGCAGGAUUUAAAUUAAAGGGGAGUUCGCUUGGGGUAGACCACUUCAGCAGAUCUGUUUCUUUUUAUCAUGUGCAACAACUCGCCUUCCAGCCAGGACAACCAAAGACAAUGCAAAUUUCUGUCAUACAUGUUCUACCAGGCAGUCCGGGACCGUAAGCCGGUGUGGAUGCUGGAGGAAAUGAGGACGAUGGAAUCAUUCUACUGGGAAGAGAACACCAAACUCCGCACUUACACCCCUUCGGAAGCCCUCCUGUACGCAGUGGUGCACAAUCACCUCCCCUAUGCCCAAUACUUGCUGUCUCGUUACGCGGACGAGGCUCUGGAAAUGCCCGGGGAUCGAUUCUGUUGCUGCCCUUCAUCCGCCCCUCAUCUCGCCAUGGCUGUCAGGUACGACCGCAAAGACAUCCUGGGCCUGAUCCUGAAGAUCGCCAGCCAGCUGCCCGGCUUCAAGUCGUACGUUAACCGGAAGGGCUGUUUUCACGUCGAGGAUGGGAAAACUCCACUUCACUUGGCCUGUGAGCUUCUGAGAGCUGAAAGCGUCCUGAUGCUGCUCGGGAGCGGGGCUUCGCCGAAGAUUGCCGACAGCAAAGGGCUCACGCCGCUGGAUGUGAUUCUAGAACAGCUCCAGGUCUCCAAGAUCAACGCAGAGUCCACAAAGUUGUGCAUCGAUCACCUGCUGCUCUUCACCUCAAACCUACAAUUCAAGAUGAAGGGGGAUUUGAAAGACAACCCGGCUGAAUGGAACAGGCUUCUGGGCGAAGAGAAAUACAACUACCUCUCUGGGAAAACGCCCGCUACUUUAUUCCUAAUUUCUAUGCAAGGCGUCUUAAAAUGCCUUCCGCCAUCGGAUUUCCCAGCCAGCGUGAAGGAAUUGCCCAUACCGCAAUCCUUAAAACCUCUGCCUUCAGAAAGAUUGACAUUGCGUUCGCUCAAUGUACAGUAGCGCUAAUUUACCUUAAAAGGGAUUUUUGUGACCAUGAAUGAAUUGUUGCUACAGGAAUGCCAAAAUUGUCCUCUAAAGAAAAAGCAUGGUAUGCGUUCCUUUUAUAGCUUAUUAUCUUUCGACCUGUGCUGAUACAAAGAACAGAUUCAAAACCUUGCAAAAUGAACGGAUCGAUUAGUUCGUGAGGCAUGUGACCUUUAAUAUCACUAUUGGGUAGAGAAUGCGAAACAGAAUUGUGAAUCUUACUGUGCUGGGCUACUUAAAUGACAAUCUUCCAGGAGCUCAGAAUGAAGAAGAAACUGCAAUUCCUGAUAGCAUGUGUUAGAGAAUAAAUAGACUACAGCAGCUGGAAGCAAGCUGUUUAUCUCUGCGAAUGGAUUCUGGUUACAGAUCCAUAUUGUGUUUCUGUGAUUGCCUAGGCCGCGAGUUCAUUAGACUUUGUGAAUACGUUAUAAGACAGUAAUAAUACGUUAGCAUUAAUUUCCGUGCUGAACGAUAGGUAAUAAAUCAAUACAUUCAAUUAAAUUAAUAUUAAUAUACUUCCAUAUUUUAAACAAUCUUUUCAUGUAGACGUCCCUUUCACUCUUCGAAUACGCCCUCUUGUACAGAGCAUUUAUGUUUGUGUAUAAUAAGAACAAGGCUGACUUUGAGAAUAUGAUCCCUAAGAAAAUAAAGGGGCCAAUAAAUAAUACUAACAUUCUAGGAUGUUAUUCCUAGUUUACAAAAUAUUAAAACAUUGCAUGUUUACUGUAAACCAUAAUAAAUUAAGUAUUUAAGGAAUUGUAUGUGCCAAAGGCAAUCUAUUUAUAUAUCAAGAAACUUUUCAUUUCUGUAUAAUAUCCAUAAUUCAGGAUCCUAAGGACAUGCUGCAUUUAAUGAAGAGAGUUUUUAAUUUUUUAAAACUUUUAAUCAUGUAUAUCUGUUCAUUAAAAUUUUUAAAAUUACAUUUAAAUAUUUAUUAUAGCAAUGCUAUUGAAUAUAUUAGUUCCUAGCAAGUCAUAGUUCAUUUCAAAUCCAGAAUUGGCAAAUUGUAUCUCUGAUUUGUAAAUGGCUAUGUUUUUUUUUAACUCACUGGAGUUGACUGGAUGACUGACGCUGCCUUUCUGUACAUUUGUUGUUGAGAAGAAAAUGAGAGUACCUAAGUUUUACAUUGAUCAUUUUGGCUGCUUUACCAUUUGGUUAACAAAUGGUCCUCAGUGUUUAUAUUGUAAAUAUUCACAUGGAAAAGAAUAUUUGUACAGAGAUAUACACAUUUUCUACUGAUGUAAAAAUCAUCUAAAGUAGCGAAGUCUGAGGUUGGUCAGAAAUUUUAGUUGAACCAACUGCAGUAAAAUCUCUAGGUAGUUAAAUAUAAGUAAAAGUGAAAGCAUGAUUGGGCAUAUUUUGUAUUGUUAAUAUGCAUGUAUGUAGAAUGGAUUUCUAUCAAA